Cladophialophora immunda is the source of this 1835-nucleotide messenger RNA. RefSeq lists its product as uncharacterized. Gene Ontology annotation, molecular function: thiamine pyrophosphate binding; magnesium ion binding; carboxy-lyase activity. The transcript has a single exon. Bases 44 to 1729 code for a protein of 561 amino acids. NCBI's taxonomy places the organism in Eukaryota, Fungi, Ascomycota, Eurotiomycetes, Chaetothyriales, Herpotrichiellaceae. The record is from RefSeq and is a predicted model, not a curated record.
CAACUUAAACGUCCUUCAACAAGCAGCACAAGAUUUCUGCAUUAUGUCCUGGACCGUCGGUAGCUACCUCGCUGAGCGGCUUGCUCAGAUAGGGAUCGAACAUCACUUCGUUGUUCCCGGCGACUAUAAUCUCGUCUUACUGGAUAAGCUACAAGCUCAUCCGAAGCUCUCAGAAAUUGGCUGUGCUAACGAGCUAAAUUGCUCUUUUGCCGCUGAAGGCUACGCGCGAGCAAAGGGCGUCGCCGCGGCGGUGGUGACUUUUAGCGUUGGGGCUUUUUCCGCUUUCAACGGGGUCGGUGGUGCCUACGCAGAGAAUUUGCCCGUUAUCCUCAUCAGUGGUGCACCUAACACCAGUGAUUCAGGCGCCUUCCACCUCCUACAUCACACUCUGGGGACCCACGAUUUUGGGUACCAGCUCGAAAUGGCUAAAAAAAUCACUUGUGCCGCAGUCGCCAUUCGCCGGGCCCAGGAUGCACCGCGCCUCAUUGACCACGCGAUCCGGAGCGCAAUGUCCGCUAAGAAACCCGCCUAUAUCGAAAUUCCAACAAACCUCUCCAUUGCCAAUUGCCCUGCUCCAGGCCCAAUCUCUGCUGUCAUUGCUCCGGAAAGGAGCGAUGAGAUAACAUUGGCGAUGGCUGUCAAUGCUGCAUUGGACUGGCUCAAAUCAAAGCAAAAGCCCGUACUACUAGCCGGCCCUAAGCUUCGGGCGGCUGGGGCUGAAGCAGCCUUUUUACAACUGGCUGAUGCCCUUGGUUGUGCGGUUGCGGUUCUUCCUGGGGCAAAAAGCUUUUUUCCAGAGGAUCACAAGCAGUUUGUAGGCGUCUACUGGGGUCAAGUCAGUACCAUGGGAGCAGAUGCCAUCGUCGACUGGUCGGACGGAAUUUUUGGCGCAGGUGUCGUGUUUACCGACUACAGUACAGUGGGUUGGACGGCAUUACCCCCGGAUUCAAUAACCCUGACAGCAGAUCUGGACCACAUGAGCUUCACCGGCGCAGAAUUCAAUCGUGUUCAGUUGGCUGAGCUUUUAUCCGCGCUUGCGGAGAGGGCCACGCGAAACUCUAGUACGAUGGUUGAAUACGCUCAUCUACGUCCUGAUGUGCUUUUUCCUCACAUUGAAGAACCAAAACUACCUCUGCACCGCAAUGAGAUUGCUCGACAGAUACAACAGCUACUUCAGCCCAAGACUACUCUAUUUGUUGAGACAGGCGAUUCCUGGUUCAAUGGCGUGCAGAUGAGAUUGCCUCGGAGCUGUCGCUUCGAAAUUGAGAUGCAGUGGGGCCAUAUCGGCUGGUCCGUUCCAGCAUCGUUUGGUUAUGCAGUCGGCUCGCCAGAACGUCAGAUCAUCUUGAUGGUGGGAGAUGGCUCAUUCCAGAUGACCGUGCAAGAGGUAUCACAAAUGGUGCGUGCCAGGUUACCGAUCAUUAUCUUUCUCAUGAACAACCGUGGAUACACCAUUGAAGUGGAGAUUCAUGACGGGCUAUAUAACCGUAUCAAGAACUGGAACUAUGCUUCAUUGAUAGAGGCAUUCAAUGCUGAGGAUGGUCAUGCAAAGGGUAUUAAGGCCUCAAACCCGGAACAACUCGCCCAGGCGAUCAAGCUUGCCACGUCCAAUUCGGAUGGUCCGACAUUGAUCGAAUGCGUUAUUGACCAAGAUGAUUGCACUAGAGAGCUUAUCACAUGGGGACACUAUGUCGCGUCAGCCAACGCCCGCCCGCCAGCACACAAAUAGCCUCAACUUCUGUGGCUCGAUGGUGUAGGCGAUACUUUAGCGUUGUGUGAUAAGUAGACAUUAGUGUCAUUUAGGAAAUUACUGGGGAAUUUAAUAAAAGGUGGCU